CGCACAACAUAAUCGCAUCGACUGCAAUAAUAAGCCAAAGCAAAGAAGCUACAAAUGUGAAGCUGCAAAGCCAAAAUCGCAGCGCAAAGACCUCCAAGCUAACUUCUAAUCAACCUGCAAAGUGUAUACGUUCACAGGCAGAGGUCAAAGGAGACGUUUUGAGGCUCUAGCUCAGAGAGAAAUGGAACUAACCUUAUACCCAGAUGGACGUACUAUGACGAAAUUAGGUAUAAGAGACAACAUUAUAUUCCUAAUUAACUAACUAGGUUGGGACACCUUUUCUAUCAAAAGAAAAUUUAGUUCCAACAGUAGGUUGACUUUAGAAUUCCUAAGCUCCCUAGUUUACCUGCCAAACCAUGGUAUGGGAUUUAACAAAGGCCUUAUCACCUUUAGGUUGUUCGAUAAUGAGUACUGUUACACCGAUAUAGAAAUAGAUGAACUCCUAGGAUGCCCUAAUGGUCCUAAUACCUUUACCAUUACCCAGGAAGACAGGCUUUUAGACCUUGAAUUAGAUUACUUUUGGAGUAGCAUCACAAGAAACAACCAUCCUGAGUCGGAUCUUAAGCAUUCCGAGAACAUUCGUAACCCUACCAUUCGUUACUUUAAUAAGAUCCUAGCUCACACCUUAUUUGGAAAGAAAUAGAACAAAACCUCUGUGUCAAAAGACGAACUCUUUAUAAUGUAUUGUGCAUCACAGGUCCGACCUGUUAACGCCGCUACAUUUAUGAUAGCUAAUUUGGACCGUAUAUCACAAGAUAACCAUGGACCAAUCUUAGUGGGAGGCUUAGUGACCAUGAUAGCAAAUGCCAUUGGAUUGAACCACCCACUCAUCAGGGUUAUACGACCUAUGAACAUCCAAUUCUGUUUCAACACCGGUAUCAUUAGGAACCUAGGCCCGAAUGUGUUUGAAUUUCUAAUUAACUGCCAAGUAGUACACAUGUUUACCCUGCCAGACCAUAUGACGAGUGUACAUGAUAGGAACAACUGGCUCUAUGAUUUGGAUGGACCACCAGAUGCAUCACCUUCUCCUCUAGAGACACCCGAAAUCUACAACCACUAUGAUACUUUUCUCUCUAACGCUGAAUCACACGUCCCAGCUAUACCUGAUGCACCUCCUACCGAUCAUCUUGCUGCCGUCGAUGUUGUCCAGACAGACAUCGCCUACAUGAGAGGCGAGCUGAGCACUUUGCAUAUGGAAUUCCAUGGCUUUAUGGAUGUAGUGACUGAGAACCUGGAUCACAUCUACCAACACUUCUACUCAUUCGCUCCUCCUACCAGCAGUCUCCGUAAUGGCUAAUUUAUUUGAAUAUUACAGAUUUACUGACAUUUAUUUUAUUUUAUGUUUUGAAUUUUAUUAUUGUUAUUACACAUUGGGAAUUUAUUUACUUCAUUUAUU
Molecule: messenger RNA, 1396 nt
Organism: Lathyrus oleraceus (garden pea)
Lineage: Eukaryota; Viridiplantae; Streptophyta; Magnoliopsida; Fabales; Fabaceae
Exons: 2
Coding region: 680-1297 (205 amino acids)
Source: RefSeq, a predicted model, not a curated record